AGGUAACCGGGAGUGGCCAGUGGUGGCGGUCCCCGCGGUCGCCCACCCCCUCCACGCAGCGCUACCGGCACGCGCGCACGGGGAGGGCGUGAGCGGCGGGGCCAGCUGCGGUCUGAGCUAGGGCACCGCUGCCUGUUUCUCUGCGAAGCGCCGGGGCUCCCGCCGCGCUCAGUUAAAAGUCCACCACCAUGGAGGCGCAGGCACAAGGUUUGUUGGAGACUGAACCAUUGCAUGGAAGAGAUGAAGAUGCAGUAGCCAACGCUGACUUCUCUAGCAUGCUCUCUGAGGAGGAAAAAGAAGAACUAAGGGCAGAAUUGGUUCAGCUUGAAGAAGAAAUUACAACAUUAAGACAAGUUUUAUCAGCGAAAGAAAGGCAUCUGGUGGAGAUAAAACAAAAGCUCGGCAUGAACCUGAUGAAUGAAUUAAAACAGAACUUCAGCAAGAGCUGGCAUGACAUGCAGACCACUACUGCUUACAAGAAGACACAAGAAACUCUGAGUCAUGCAGGGCAGAAGGCGACUGCGGCUUUCAGCAAUGUCGGGACGGCCAUCAGCAAGAAGUUUGGAGACAUGAGCUACUCCAUUCGCCAUUCCAUAAGUAUGCCUGCUAUGAGGAAUUCUCCUACUUUCAAAUCUUUUGAGGAGAGGGUUGAGACAACUGUCACAAGCCUCAAGACGAAAGUAGGCGGGACGAACCCGGGCGGAGGCAGCUUUGAAGAGGUGCUCAGCUCCACAGCGCAGGCCAGUGCGCAGAGUACAGCGGCUGCCAGGCGCCCCGAAGAGGAACUGCAGUGCUAGGGCCGCGGGGUGGGGGCCCCCACCUCCCAGCUUGCCCCGCCCUGCUCCCCGAUGUAAAGACCAAAUUCCUCCUGGGAAGGAUUCAGGCCUUGACCUUGUUCUUAUGCCCUCUCCACAGUUUAAUACAAUAAUUUCCAUUUGCAUUUGUGUUAAUCAUGGGCCACUUGACCAUCACACUUCAAUAUUUCUAUUAGCAUAUUUAAAAUAUCCUCAGCUUCAGAACACAGAGGGUCAAAUCCCUGUCUUCAUGUAAUUAAUUUCCAAACACAAAAGCUAUUAAUUUUGCUUUAAUUUCUGCUUGGACUCCUUUACAAUAUGCAUGUCUUCAAAGGCUGAGUGAACCCCACUUUCAGUUCAGCCUGAUCUAGGGGACUGGGGCUUUUUCUGCUGUCUCUAGCAAUGGGAUGACUCUGCAAAUUUCAUCUAACUGCUUGUGUUCUCCCUCACUUGUACCAAUUAUGUUUGUUUACUUAAACAAUUAAAAUAACUGAUUUUAA
Messenger RNA from Talpa occidentalis (Iberian mole), 1294 nucleotides. RefSeq names its product TPD52 like 1 (gene TPD52L1). Gene Ontology annotation, cellular component: cytoplasm. Gene Ontology annotation, biological process: positive regulation of MAP kinase activity; positive regulation of apoptotic signaling pathway. The record is from RefSeq and is a predicted model, not a curated record. The transcript is spliced from 7 exons. The coding region runs from base 189 to 797 and encodes 202 amino acids. Lineage: Eukaryota; Metazoa; Chordata; Mammalia; Eulipotyphla; Talpidae.